GCCCCGGGGCCCGGCGAGGACCUGGAUCCUGCGCCCCGCGGCAGCGAGGAGGCGGACGACGGGGGCAGCUCGCCCGGGGGCAUCACCGCCCCGAGGUCCACCCGCCAGAACCUCCGGGACCUUGUGAUGGGCAGCUCCCCGCAGCUGAAGAGGAGCGUCUGUCUUGGGGGCAGCAGCCCCGGGGGCUCCUCUGCGGGAGGGCGCGGCAAAGGCGGGGGCGACUCGGACAGCGCGUCCGUCGCUUCGUCGUCGGCCGAGGAGGAGAGCAGCGGCGGGGGCUCGGUGACGCUGGACCCUCUGGAGCACGCCUGGAUGCUCUCCGCCUCGGACGGCAAGUGGGACAGCCUGGAAAGCUUGCUCACCUGCGAGCCGGGCCUGCUGGCCAAGCGAGACUUCAUCACAGGCUUCACCUGCCUGCACUGGGCCGCCAAGCACGGCAGGCAGGAGCUCCUGGCCAUGCUGGUCAACUUCGCCAGUAAACACCAGCUGCCAGUGAACAUCAACGCCAGGACGAGCGGAGGCUACACCGCCCUGCACUUGGCAGCCAUGCACGGGCACGUGGAGGUGGUGAAGUUGUUGGUGGGGGCCUACGACGCAGACGUGGACAUCAGAGACUAUAGUGGGAAAAAGGCCUCUCAGUACCUGAGUCCGAGCAUCGCGGAGGAGAUCAAGAACCUGGUGGGAGCCCUGGAUGAGGAGGACGGAGAGAGCGCGGCUGGCAGCGGGGGUGGGCGCUGGAGGCUUUCCAAGGUGCUCCCUUCGCAUCUCAUCACCUACAAACUCUCGCAUGUCCUCGAGGACGGAGGGGAUCAUCACCACCAUCACCACCACCACUUGGCUGAGGGAUGGGCUGGAGGCAAAGCAAAGGAUCCAGGUCGCAAAGUCUUAGGCAGCUCUAGUGGGCGGAUGAAACCCCGACUCAACAAAAUCCGCUUCCGAACCCAGAUCAUCCACACCACACCCUCUUUCAGAGAUCCGGAACAGCCACUGGAGGAGGGGGAGGAGGAGGAGGAGACCCGGUCUCUUAAAGGCCACUCAUCCUCAUUCAAAUUGAGACCGAAGUCCAAUGUAUUUGGGUAAAAAUAAUUUCUUAGGAAAUUCUAAGGUUUGUUUGGCUUUAGGAAUACAAUACUAGAUGUAGGCAAGGAAGGUGAGACAGAAGAGAUUUAGGGUAAAUUCUGCAUUCUUACUUGGGGGCUGGAAUAGGUGGGAGGAAUUCCCCCCAGCAUUCUGGGUGAAGUGGAUUUCCAAGUGGUUCAUCAAACCUUGACCUAGGCCUCUUUUCCCUAUGCUCCCACUCUGCCCUGGAGCCCCUCUUUCUAAGGACUAGAUGUGUGUCUGCAUUGGGGGUACAGAAUUGAUGACUGAGGGUUCCUUUGAGUUAAUCAUUACUGGAUGCUGUGAGAAGUAAGGAAUAUUGCACUUUUAUGUAUGUUUUUAAAAGUGGUUACUCUUCCAAGAGCAACAAGAAAUGCAAAUUGUAAUGAAACUGGUAGUUGUAAGUGUGAACAAAACUGCCCUGUUUUUUUACUGCAGUAAUUGCAUUUGCUUUUUAAGAUACUACUGAAGGUCAGGUCAGAGUUGAAAUGCAAACUACUAAUUAGAGAAUAUGAAUAAAAAUGGGAAUCCUGUUGGUAUCCAAUUUGUAUUGUAAGUAGUGUUCAACUAUUUUUUUAAAAUCAAUUUUAGCUUUAAUCUCUGAACUAAAGAAAUAAGCAACAUUCCCUUUUGAGUUAGUCCGGAGUAUGGUUUCCUCUUAACUAUUUCUAAUACCACUGCACUCAGUGUUAAGGUACGUUAUUAACUACACAAUUUUUAUUUAAACAAAAUGCUUUUAACAACCUAGGGUACUGUAAAUAAAAUAUCGCCUCUGGUUCUGAUUCACACUUGUUUUGCUAUUCUAAAAGUUUAAAUUUGCCAGAGUUUUUAUUGUAGGGAUCAUAUAACCAUUGGAAUUAGUUGACGUCACCCUAUUUGAUGGUACUUAACAGUUGAGUUGCCUACAGAAACUGUUUCUGGUUUAGACAAUUAGCAAAAAUUGACAUAAAUGUUAGUGAGCCUAUGCUUCUAUGAAGUAAUUAUUAAAUCAACAAUGAUUUUCAAGUAAGGUGCACUUUUUAUUUUACUAGUAAAAUCCAUUCAUAGUCUCUUAUGCUUUGUAGCAGUGUUUUGCAAAUGUUUAAAAUACUAAAUC
Ceratotherium simum simum (southern white rhinoceros) is the source of this 2194-nucleotide messenger RNA. It is a transcript of the gene SOWAHC, whose product is annotated as sosondowah ankyrin repeat domain family member C. Lineage: Eukaryota; Metazoa; Chordata; Mammalia; Perissodactyla; Rhinocerotidae. The record is from RefSeq and is a predicted model, not a curated record. Gene Ontology annotation, molecular function: protein binding.